AUGUCCGUUGGAACUCUCUACGCAUCUCCAGCCGAGGCCAAGCGCAUCCUCGUGGUCGCUGCCUUCGCCGGGCUCACCGUCGAAGUCAAGGAGCCCAAAGCUGGUCUCAUCAAAACACCCACUCUUGAGACUGCGGACGGUUUCUCUGUUUUCGAAGCGAGUGCUAUUGGCAGAUAUCUUGCUUCCCUCGCUCCCAACUCGACAUUGAUCGGUUCUGAGUCCAAGGAGGCUGCCCUUGUCGACCAAUGGGUUGCUUUCUCUGACUCAUAUGUUACCGCCUACAACAACUUCAUCGUCCGCCUGGUCCAGGGUCAUAUCACCCCCUACAGCAAACCCAUUCACACGAAUGUCCUGGACCGCCUGGUAGGCUCCCUGACGACCCUCGAAAAGCACCUUGCGACGCGCACCUUCCUCGCGACCGAGCGCAUUACCCUCGCCGACAUCACUCUCGCCACUGCCAUUCAGAGCGCUGUUGCCUCUACCGUCGAUGCGUCCCUGCGCUCCAAGCUUCCUAACGUAUUCCGCCACUUCGAGACCAUUAUCAACCAGCCCUCACUGAAGUCCACGUUCGGCGAGACCACCUACACCGAGAAGGCUGUGCAGUAUACUCCCCCUCCCAAAGACAAGAAAGAGAAGAAGCCCGAAGAGGCCGCCGCCCCGAAGCCCAAGGCCGAGAAGAAGCCCAAGGAGCAAGCUGAGGACGACGACGAUGACAAGCCGUUUGUUGAGGAGCCCAAAGCCAAGAACCCAUUGGACUCGCUGCCCAAGUCCUCUCUUAACCUUGAGGACUGGAAACGCGCGUACUCCAACAAGGAGACUCGUGGUGCCGGUGGCGCCCUGGAGUGGUUGUACCAGAACUUUGACAAGGAGGGCUAUUCUCUCUGGCGCGUCGACUUCAAGUACAACGAGGAGCUGACCCAGACAUUCAUGUCUUCGAACCAGAUUGGUGGGUUCUUCAACCGCCUAGAGGCGUCGCGCAAGUACCUGUUUGGCUCCGUGGGCGUACUCGGCGAGACAAACAACUCCAUCAUCACCGGUGCGCUCAUUGCGCGCGGGCAGGAGAUCCAGCCCAACGUCGACUGCGCGCCGGACUGGGAGAGCUACUCCUACGAGCGCCUCGAUCUCGAGAACCCGGAGCACAAGGCGUUCUUCGAGGGUGCGUUGGCGUGGGAUCUCGAGAUUGACGGCAAGAAAUGGGUCGAUGGCAAGAACGUGAGUCUCAACUUUUAG
Heterobasidion irregulare TC 32-1 is the source of this 1230-nucleotide messenger RNA. RefSeq lists its product as uncharacterized. Bases 1 to 1230 code for a protein of 409 amino acids. Lineage: Eukaryota; Fungi; Basidiomycota; Agaricomycetes; Russulales; Bondarzewiaceae. Gene Ontology annotation, molecular function: translation elongation factor activity. The record is from RefSeq and is a predicted model, not a curated record. The transcript has 5 exons. Gene Ontology annotation, biological process: translational elongation. Gene Ontology annotation, cellular component: cytoplasm; nucleus.